AUGUCGUCGCUCCUUCCCACCUCGCUGGCUCGUCAGGGUGGCCUGAUGGCCUCGCGCUCGCUCCCCGCGUCGGUGGCCGUUAGAAGGACCCUGGUGCUGGCCCAGCAGAUGCGCCAGCAGCAAAGGUUUGCGGCCACGACGUCCAAGGUGGCCACGACGAAGCUCUCUCACGAAGAUGCCCUCAAGCUCCUCAAUGAGCAGCGAAGCCUCCGCCCUAACUCGCCCCACUUCACAAUCUACCAACCCCAGCUCACAUGGAUCGCAUCGAUCUUCAACCGCAUCACCGGUGCCGGUGUCAGCGCCCUGCUUUACGUUUGGGCGGUCUCCUACCUGGCUCUUCCGUACACUGGUGUCGGACAGGUCCUUGAUUCGGCUCACCUCGUUCAGUUUGCCGCCAUGGCACCCGUGUGGCUCAAGCUCCUCGUCAAAGUACCUCUCGCAGGCGCUUUCAGCUUCCACUCCAUCAACGGUCUCCGUCACUUGCUGUGGGAUUACGGCAAAGCCUUCUCGAUGAAGGGCGUGUACUCGACUGGAUACACUGUCAUUGGCGCAUCGGUCCUCGCCACCGUCGGGCUCUGCAUGCUCUAG
This is a messenger RNA of Acaromyces ingoldii, 588 nucleotides long. RefSeq lists its product as hypothetical. Bases 1 to 588 code for a protein of 195 amino acids. The record is from RefSeq and is a predicted model, not a curated record. Gene Ontology annotation, molecular function: succinate dehydrogenase activity; electron transfer activity. The transcript is spliced from 3 exons. Gene Ontology annotation, biological process: mitochondrial electron transport, succinate to ubiquinone; tricarboxylic acid cycle. Gene Ontology annotation, cellular component: membrane. NCBI's taxonomy places the organism in Eukaryota, Fungi, Basidiomycota, Exobasidiomycetes, Exobasidiales, Cryptobasidiaceae.